AGCAUCGUGGGCGCCCUGCACGCCCGCUUCACUGCCCAGAUCCGCGGCGCCGUAGAUCUCUCGCUCUACCCCCGGCCAGAUGGUUACUCCUCCCGGGAACUGGUCAAGAAAGUCUCGGACGUUAUCUGGAACAGCCUGAGCCGUUCUUACUUCAAGGACCGAGCCCACAUCCAGUCGCUGUUCAGCUUCAUCACAGGUACCAAGUUAGACAGUUCUGGGGUGGCCUUUGCGGUGGUUGGCGCGUGCCAGGCCCUGGGGCUCUACGAUGUGCACCUGGCGCUGUCGGAGGACCACGCGUGGGUCGUGUUUGGCAAGGACGGGGAGCAGACGGCUGAAGUCACGUGGCACGGGAAAGGCAACGAGGACCGGCGUGGGCAGACGGUCAACUCGGGCGUGGCUGAACGGAGCUGGCUUUACCUGAAAGGCUCCUACCUGCGCUGCACUCGGCAAAUGGAGGUUGCUUUCAUGGUCUGUGCCAUCAACCCCUCCAUUGACCUGCACUCCGACAGCCUGGAGUUGUUACAGCUCCAGCAGAAAUUUCUUUUCUUGCUAUUCUCCUUAUUCCUUAGAUAUCCUAUGGCUUUGGGGAACCUGGCUGAUCUAGAGGAACUGGAGCCCACCCCGGGACGUCCUGACCCCCUCUUCAUAUACCACCAGGGGAUCAAUUCCGCCAAGCAAUAUUACAACAACGAGCACAUUUACCCCUACAUCUACCUGGCCAGCUAUCACUGCCGUAACAAAAACGUCAAGGAAGCCCUGGAGGCGUGGGCCGACUCCGCCACCGUGAUUCAGGAUUACAACUACUGCCGAGAAGAUGAGGAGAUUUAUAAGGAAUUCUUCGACGUGGCCAAUGACGUUGUUCCCAAUUUACUCAAGGAAGUGGCCAGCCUCGCAGAUUCUACUGAAGAGAAGGGAGCUGCCGAAAGAGGAGAGGUCAGUGGCGUAACAACAAUAAUACUAAAUAAUCAACCAUUGCUAUGUGGCCAAUUACUGUAGUCCCUGACUUACGACCCCAAUGGAGCCCAAUGUUUUCGUUGUUAAGCAAGAGAGUGGCUAAGUGAAUUUGCCCCAUUUUACAACCUCCGUUAAGUGAAUCACUGCUGUCAUUAAGUGAGUAAUGUGGUGGUAAAGUGAACUAGGCGUCCCCAUUGACUCUGCUUGUCAGAAGGUCGCAUGACC
Thamnophis sirtalis is the source of this 1179-nucleotide messenger RNA. The record is from RefSeq and is a predicted model, not a curated record. Lineage: Eukaryota; Metazoa; Chordata; Lepidosauria; Squamata; Natricidae.